AUGACUUUUCUUAAAUACAAACCAGCCCAGCCUUUGGCUUUAAGGCAACUGAAUAAUAAAUUUCUGGUGAAUCAUAAUUAUGCCUCCAGAACUAAAACCAAAUUCACUAGACAAUUUAAGGAUUCAGCUAAACAACUGGCUUGGGGGUUUGGCCAGAAAUCUACCAUACAUGGAGUAAAUCGGAUAUUUCAGGAGAAUUCAAAUAAAUAUGAAAGAUUAUUUUGGCUGCUGACACUUGCCUCUGCCCUUUUGGGUUCCAUUUAUGUUAGUCUGAUUCUUUCCCAGCGUUUUAAUGCUGGUAGUUUUGAAACUGUAGUGGACAGCACCAAUAGUCCUGUAUUCCGUAUACCCUUUCCCGAAAUAACCAUCUGCAAUGCAAAUCAUUUGAACUGGCAGCGCUUAGAAGAGGCCAAACAUCGUUUUAUGCCCCACGAAAAUAACACCGAAAAACUACAAAUGUUUGAAUUUGUUAUUGGCCUUUAUGAUAAUCUAACUUUUGGAGAAUUUACUGAAUUUUCGACCCUAAAAGAUAAACCCAUCCAGCUGGUAGACCAUGUAAAUUUUAGUUUAGUAUUUGAUUUCAUGACCUGGCGCUGUGAAGAGUUGCUGACGGAUUGUGUGUGGCGUCAUUUUAAAAUAAAUUGCUGCGAUAUCUUUUUGAAAAGUAGAGGACAAAAUGGUAUAUGCUGGCACUUUAAUACUCUGUCCACGGAGGAGGGCAGAAGAAAACAGUUAUUCGACAAUAAAUAUCCCUGGAGGACUGGCAGUGCUGGACCGAGAAGUGCUUUGACGGUGCGGGUUUUGUUGAAUGAAGAGAAACACUAUCGCCAGGAUAAUGAGAAGGGUAUAACGGUGGGUGUUAUGGAACCAGAAGUAUUCCAUAGAGACCCAUAUUGGGUGCCUGCUAAUACCGAGACAGUGGUAGAGGUGGAACCAGUUGUUUAUUUCUAUGACAAUGAUACAAGAAGUUUGUCGUCGGCACAACGACAAUGCUUUUUUAAAGAUGAACAGAACAGCAACGAUUUCAAAACUUUGUAUGGUUUUACUUAUAUGAUUGAGAACUGCCAGACACAAUGUCACCAGGAAUAUUUGCUUAAGUACUGUAACUGUACCUUGGAUCUAUUAUUUCCAACAGAUGAAUACGCUGCCUGCAAGGUUAAAGAUUUAUUAUGUUUGGCUGAGAAUAAUGAUUAUUUCCGUUUUACUCAUCAAUUUGGCGAAGAAGAGUACGUGCGCAGUGAUUACCAUGGCAUGAUUUGUAAAUGUUUUCGCAAUUGUUAUUCACUCAAUUAUGUAACGGAUGUAAGACCAUCAUUUUUGCCAGCGUAUCUACGUGACAAUAAAACAUACAUUGAUUUAGAUGUGCAUUUCCGUUUCGAAACAAUGAUGGUGUACCGCACAAGUUUGGUAUUUAGUUGGGUGGAUUUAAUGGUGGCUUUUGGCGGCAUAGCUGGUUUAUUUUUGGGCUGUUCUCUUAUCAGUGUCAUGGAAUUGCUGUAUUUUGUUUUGGUGGAAUUGCCUGUGUUCCUGUUUAGGGAAUUGAAAACGAAAAAUAAGCCCAUGAAUGCUAAUAAUCAGCUUAAUAAUGAACGUCAGUUGAGUGAAAUUCCCUAUAAGAGCCGUAAUUGGGGUGUGAAUAAUCGCAUAAUGGCUGUUGAGAGUUUGCAUAAUAAUGAUUUUUCUAUUUAUAAAAAUAAUUUCAAUAACAAGACAACGGCAGCCCUAUUGUACAAAUAA
Calliphora vicina (urban bluebottle blowfly) is the source of this 1737-nucleotide messenger RNA. RefSeq names its product pickpocket protein 19-like. Gene Ontology annotation, biological process: sodium ion transmembrane transport. The coding region runs from base 1 to 1737 and encodes 578 amino acids. The transcript has 7 exons. Gene Ontology annotation, molecular function: ligand-gated sodium channel activity. Gene Ontology annotation, cellular component: plasma membrane. Lineage: Eukaryota; Metazoa; Arthropoda; Insecta; Diptera; Calliphoridae. The record is from RefSeq and is a predicted model, not a curated record.